Messenger RNA from Ornithodoros turicata, 2752 nucleotides. Its product is annotated as low-density lipoprotein receptor-related protein 1B-like. Gene Ontology annotation, cellular component: plasma membrane. Gene Ontology annotation, molecular function: protein binding. The transcript is spliced from 30 exons. The record is from RefSeq and is a predicted model, not a curated record. Bases 229 to 2679 code for a protein of 816 amino acids. NCBI's taxonomy places the organism in Eukaryota, Metazoa, Arthropoda, Arachnida, Ixodida, Argasidae.
UAUACCCGGCGCGUGCGGUGAACAAACACACGUGCGCGGGCCGGGCACGUGUGGACGGGGGCCAUAUUCAGAAGAUCCGAACUCCGCCCUACGAGAGACAAAACAGGCCCGAUAAAAUUGUUUCCGCGAAACCCCACGACAGAGCGCCACGUCUUUCAUUUGUCACGCCUCGGACGUUCCAAGCAGACGACCCGCAUCUUCCUGUUCUGCCUCUGAUUGGGCUUCGUCAUGGUGGGACGCGAUCGCGCUGGUUCUUUGUCGGAUCCUGCACCCGAACCCAACCAAGAUGCUCCCGAGAGCAGGAGACCGGAGGAAUCAUCCCCGAAGAAGGGUGGUAUCUCGAUGACUGUUGUAAUCGGCAUUGUCUGUUGCGUGGGCCUCGUCGUCUUCCUGGUCUUCGCGUAUCUGCGUGCCUUCCAAAAACCGGGCUCAGCUGCGCCGAUGUCCAACCCGCUUCAAAAGGGCAUCGGGAGGGCUGCAAAAGGAAUAGGGGUUGAAAAUUCAAAAACGAUUAGUAUAAAAGCUGCCACGACUACCACCACAACUACGCCAACCAAACAGAUGAAGACCAGUGCACUAGCGACGAAAACGACGCAGGGUUUGAAAGGCUUCAGGCCCUUACGUAAAGAUACGACAGCGAAACCAUUCACGAAGGGUACAUGGAAGCCGCUCCAAAGAAGCAAUGCCACAGAAGCCAAAGAAGAAGACAAGAAAAGGGUCAGCGAUCUCGUCGACUUGGUCCAUAUUGCACACGGUUGCAAAAAACCCGAUGUGCUGUGUGCUGAUGGGAAGACCUGCAUCCGCGCUAACCUUCUGUGCGACGGCCACCCAGACUGUCCGAAUAAAAGCGAUGAACAGAACUGCGUCAAACUUCAAUGCCGCCCGGGACUUUUCAAAUGCCACGUUGACAGCCAUGAGAGAUGCAUCCGAAGUACUCGGGUUUGUGACGGCUUCGCCGACUGCGAUGAUCGCAGCGACGAAUCACAUUGCAGUCUUAGCACCUCAAGCAAGAAGCCUGACUUCUUCGAAGACGUGCCACUGGACCUGGGUGGACGCGGGAACCCUCCAAGAGACCUGCCGCACGAACCGAAUGCUGGUACUAAACGCGUCGGACCACCUGAAAGACCAUCUCAUAUCUCGAGACCACCACCGCCGGUCACAAGCACUGUCGUGCCCGGACGCGUAUUCUCAAGUUUCCAACCACCCGUUGGGAAGACCAGCCGGAAGACCCCAUCACCCGACGAGGAAUGCAUGGACACAGAAUUUGGCUGCAAGACUACACGAACGUGCAUUCCAUCCCAAUGGAGGUGUGACGGGACGGCAGACUGUGAAGACGGCUCCGAUGAAGUCAACUGCACAAAGCGGAUUUGUUUGGAGCCCUACGUGAGCUGCGGCGACCAGAACGGCUGCGUGCUGAAGAAAAAGCUCUGCGACGGGAAAUACGAUUGUGCCGACAAAUCUGACGAAGGCAACUGUGCUCGGUGCAUGGCUCCCCUGAUCAAGUGCACUACCGUGAACCGAUGCAUCGAGAAGUCCGCGGUGUGCAACGGUGUAGCGGAGUGUGAGGAUCAUUCGGACGAAGAGAACUGCAAGUCGAGAAAAUCUCUCCUGAGUGGAGACAAGGAAGGAGAGAGCGAAGACUGUCGGAGCCGUGAGUUUGCUUGCAAGUCAUCUCACGAAUGUAUUCCCAUGCGUUGGCUCUGCGACGGCAGCGAGGACUGUGAAGAUGGGUCGGACGAAGAAAUGUGCCCCAGGUCCAGUCAUCGUCUCGCCAGUCUACGACGCAAGAAUGGCCGACCACAGAAAAGGCGUUUCUUCGUCGUAGACGAGAACGGCAAUAGCAUUCCUUUACAAAGGAAGAAACAACCAGCCCUUUUCCACAAUGCUCCGAUGCACAUGCCCCGCAACGCUGGAAAAGGUCCGGGGAACAACGCCGAGCAGUCGUCUGAUGAAGAUGAAGACGAUGAUGAAAAAUUCCACGAAGAAUCGGAUGAAGAAACUGGAAAGAACGCAAAGAAAUAUCGUGAUCCUGCUGGCAACAUGGACGACGAUGACGAUCCGGAAUACCACCUGGACGACAAGGCAAAGGCGGAAGGUGCACCUAAAUUCAAAGCAGUAACGUACCGUCCUGUGCCAUGCAAGAAGGACCAGUUCCGAUGCGUGGACAACAGCGAGUGCAUUUCCCUCUCCUGGAAGUGCGAUGGCAACGAGGACUGCUCCGAUGGAUCCGAUGAAAGGAAAUGCAGAAAGGUAUGCGAACCGGCCGAAUUUUACACAACCUGCGGCGACGGUGUCACGUGCAUUCCUAAAAAUGCCGUCUGCGAUGGAGUAGUCGACUGUAAAGACGGCCACGACGAAGCCAACUGCUCUAAAGCAGUUACAUCACCUUCGUUGAAUGCACUGAAAGGGCAUACUGCGUUCGAAGAAGAACGGUUGAAGUUUCCAGACUGUCCGACAGACUAUUUCAAGUGCAAGAGUGGAGGAAAUUGCAUCAUGAAUAUUUUAGUCUGCGAUGACGAAGAGGACUGCAAGGACGGUUCUGACGAGCAGAACUGCGCGAAACAAUGUCCGAAAACCCACUUCCAGUGCGAAACGGACAAGACCUGCAUCAAACGGAUAUUCCGUUGCGAUGGAGACGUCGAUUGUGAAGAUGCCUCGGAUGAAAAAGGCUGCGAAUAGUUACCGUAACAGUUUAUCCGAGUCUUAUAUCUACUGGGAAUACGUGAACAGUAAACAAUGUUUUAUUUUGAAA